Messenger RNA from Zophobas morio, 1089 nucleotides. Its product is annotated as DNA topoisomerase 3-alpha-like. NCBI's taxonomy places the organism in Eukaryota, Metazoa, Arthropoda, Insecta, Coleoptera, Tenebrionidae. The transcript has 12 exons. The record is from RefSeq and is a predicted model, not a curated record. Gene Ontology annotation, molecular function: nucleic acid binding; zinc ion binding. Bases 1 to 1089 code for a protein of 362 amino acids.
AUGAUGUCGGUAUGUGCGACUAUUGACACAAAGGCGGCCGUGAAAUGCGUUGCCCAGGGUAAGAGCUCUAAACAAGAAGUGGUACUUUUGUUUGUGGUCUUGAAAAGGCUUUUCCCUUUACUUAUCUUCAGAUAUACGAGCAAGUUAACCGUAGCGUACGUCUACUUAGUCUUAGCGUCAUGGCCACUUCAUCCCUUUUUUUUCUUGCAGGCCGUCGAACUAGACAAGGCCCUUUCUAUCUAUUUCGGCGCCGCAAAUGAUGAUUCGCAUUUUUACGCUGCCGUCCCUUUUCAAGACUGUUCAAAUAACUUUUCUACUGGCUCUCAAGAAAAGUUGGCGAAAGAAGUAACCUCUGGCACAUAUUUUGCCAACCAUUUAAAAGCAGACUUGAGAGGUUCCAACGAGACGCCCGCCCCUCAAAAGACCAUUUACCAAACUCCCGCUGCCUUUUCACUUCAAACGAUUAGUCCGGCCACACCGUCCCCCUCCUCGGGCGUGCCAUUAUGUGAUUGCCAGCUCCCAGCAUUUAAGCGCACAACCCAGAAGGAUGGGCCUAACCAAGGGCGCACGUUUUAUGCCUGUUCCAAGAGGGCCGGCGACAGCACCCGCUGCAACUUUUUUUCAUGGACUGACAUUGACACGACUGUGGCUCAAAGCAGCUUCCAGGAGCAGCAUUGUCAGUGCAACCCCCAGCAGAAGGCCAUUUUGAGGACCGUAGCGAAAACUGGCCCCAAUAAGGGCCGCAGUUUUUACACGUGCGGUAAAUCAGGGAGGCUCAGCUGCCGCUACUUUGCCUGGCAGGAUGAGAUUGAAGAAGUAAAAACCGCCGGUGCACUUGAUGGUUCUCGCCACGAAGGCGCGCUCCAGAAUGGGCAGAAGAUCUGUUACUCCUGCCAACAACCUGGGCACUAUGCGACCACGUGCCCUUCCAGAGCUAGCAAGCCGAGUCAAAGGUACUUGGGAAAGGGACGCCGCCAGAAAUCGUCGCGGCAGUGUUCUCUAUGCCAUCAGAGCGGGCACACAAGGAACAGUUGCUUUCUUUCCAAGAAGAGUUAUCAUGGCUCCCCCAAAGAAUCUACGCGUAAUUAG